Bacidia gigantensis is the source of this 1596-nucleotide messenger RNA. RefSeq lists its product as uncharacterized. Bases 1 to 1596 code for a protein of 531 amino acids. NCBI's taxonomy places the organism in Eukaryota, Fungi, Ascomycota, Lecanoromycetes, Lecanorales, Ramalinaceae. Gene Ontology annotation, biological process: chromatin remodeling. The record is from RefSeq and is a predicted model, not a curated record. Gene Ontology annotation, cellular component: Swr1 complex. The transcript has a single exon. Gene Ontology annotation, molecular function: ATP-dependent H2AZ histone chaperone activity.
AUGAGCGGUCCUCCUCCUCCUCCACCACCACCGCCCCCUCAUGGAACCAAUCCCAACAAUCGAAAUGGUCUACCCGAAGGUUCCUACGAUAUCUUUGUCAUUCCUCCCCACUCCUCCGGCGGUGGCUUCCUCUAUUUACCAUCGCUUCAGACGAACAGAAAUAGCUUCCUUGCAGGCGUGCUCUGUACGCUGGUUGCCGUGGUCUUUUGGACAAUUGUGCUGCCGGUCUUUCGGGAAUGGAUGUCAACAGUGGCGUCUGGUGGAGGUAUCUCCGUAUUUGUUCUCUUACUUGCAGCAGGUAUAGCAGGCUGGGCUUGGGGGAAGACUCAGAUGGAAUCGAGCGGGCCUUCAGGAAACAGCGCUGGAGGUGGUCCUCAGCCACAAGCUGGUGGUCAGACUGGCAGUCAAUCAGGCCCAGGGCCGCAGCCUGGGUUUACACCAGGCUUUACGCCUGGCUUUACACCAGGCUUUACACCAGGUUUCACUCCACAGCCUGAACCUAGGCCCCCGCCCACCUGGCAGAGAUCGAAAGCGGGAACCACAGGUGGAGCGGCCAACGCAGGGACUGCAAGAAGCGGAUGGGAAAAAGCGCGAGAGGAGACUCGCAAGAAAGAAGAAGAGCGGAAGAAGGCCGAAGACUUAAGAAAAAAGCGAGAAGAGGAUGAAAAGGAAAGGAUAAGAAACCGUGAAAAAGAAGCCCGUGAACGCGAGGCUCGUGAGAGAAGGGAGAAGGAGGCUGCUGCACGAAAUAGUCGACCUGCUUCACCGAACAAACACCAUCGUCAUCCGACCGCAAAGACAGCCACUGACGACGCCUCUUCAUACUCUUACCGACCCUACGAUCGACAGGGGCACAAACCUGCAUCCGCUUCAUCGAUAUACUCUGAAUCUUCAUAUGCUCCUUCGCAAUCAACUGGUAAAACAACGCCGCCGCCCUCACAACGAGGGCCCUAUCAGAGUAAAGACCCGGAUAAGAUAGUGAUCAAAGGUGUCUACUCCUUCAACAAUGCUUUCAUGAAGACCCCGGUAUCCAAAUUAGUCUCCGGCAUGGGUAUGGUGACAGAUGGUCUGGUUUUGCGCAUUACCACAGAAGGCUUGUUCAUAGACGAUGACGUUCGAGGUGUGCCUCAAAGAGAGUGGGACGUCAAAGCGUGGACUUUGAAACUGGUCGAGGUAUGGUGUCCCCAUCUGUUCACCUUGGGAGCAUGUUCUGGCUCCGAUGAUUUGUCCCGCAAGAACGAGUGGACGGAGCAGGGUAAGAAAUGGGUGUGCAAAGCGCCCAAUAGCUCCCACUCGGAAGCCUUGCUCAACGCACUCGAGUCUACUUGCAAAUCUCGUUUGUCCAAAUUGAGCACUAGGUCUAACGGUAGUCUGGCGUCACAGAGCGGUGAAUUCAAGGGCCUACAUGUCCUCAGAGCGAGCAUACGAGAUGUCGAGGGCAAGCGCUACGUCUUCAUCCUUGGCGAAGAAGAGGGUUGGAAGGUUGCGGUCGGAUUACAGAGACUUCGCCGGGGAACUCAAGUGCGAGCUUUGGGAGUCAGUGGAAUGCCAAUGAACGAGACCAAGGCAAUUUUGGAGAACAUGGGGUUUAUAUGA